GUAUCUGUACAAACACAAUAAAUAAUUACUCAAUCUUCCUAUAGCUAUAAAUGCUUUCACCAUCUUUCUCUCACAUUCCCUUCUUUGAUGAGCCUCUCUCUCUCUCUCUCUCUCUCUCUCUGAAUCUGAAGUUCUACUCCAAAUAUAGAUAUAGAUAUAGAUAUAACCAUGAAUGAUUGGAGAUCAGAAGAAAGGGGAAGCUGCUUCUUACACCCGAAAGAAGCCAACACAGGGGUGUGCCCCCUGUGCUUGAAUGAAAGACUCCUCGUCUUGGCUGCAAAACAAGAAGCCAACAAAAAGCAGCAGCUCUUUUCAUUCCAAAUCUCUCAAUAUUCCACACUAAGAAAGCCCAGCAGCAGCAGCAGCAGCAUCUCCCUCCCCAAGAUCUUUUCUUUUGGCUCUCUCCUCAACCGCUUUGAAUUUCACCACAACAAGCCCUACCACCACACCUACGACGACUCUCCUAGCGCGGAAGAUUCUUUUAUAUCAAUAAAGUUUGAAGAUAAUGGAGUCGCCUCAUGGGACAAGGGCACAGUGUCAAAGGUCUCACUAGACCACUGCAACAAUAUCUCAUGGAGCAACAAGAAGAGUGUGGUAGAGCAUGUGAGGCCACGUGGCAGCUCGCUGAGGUGGAGGAAGAGGAUAGGUCACAUGUUCCAGCUCAACAGGUGGAGGAGGUCCAGCAAGGCAAGUGGGUGCCACGCAGGCAGCAAGCUGGAGGGGGCAAAGGUGGUGAGGAGUAGCAGCAGUGGAUGGAUAAGAACUCUGACAAAGAGGAAGACCAAAGAAUAAAGUGGCUGUCAAGAAAGAGACGCUUGAGCGAGCUAGCUACCUUUUCCACCACCACAUUAAUCCUCCCUUAUUUGCUAGCUGCAGUUCAAUGGACGUAAAAAUGUAUAGACAUAUAUAUAUAGAGAUGUAUUACAAUUCGCAUGAUAUCAUCAUAAGAGCCAAAUACUUCUGUCACCAACCAAAUAUUGCAUGUGCAUUUGUUUGAAUCCUUGUCUAUUAUAUAUUUGUUAAAUUCUACCGUCUGCCUAGCAAGGUAGUUGAAGUGUUCACACUAGGAAACAUAUGGAACAUGAGGGCUUAUAAACACAUAAG
Diospyros lotus (date-plum) is the source of this 1104-nucleotide messenger RNA. RefSeq lists its product as uncharacterized. The transcript is spliced from 2 exons. Bases 169 to 792 code for a protein of 207 amino acids. The record is from RefSeq and is a predicted model, not a curated record. Lineage: Eukaryota; Viridiplantae; Streptophyta; Magnoliopsida; Ericales; Ebenaceae.